Microthlaspi erraticum is the source of this 699-nucleotide messenger RNA. The record is from the annotation of a GenBank genome assembly. Lineage: Eukaryota; Viridiplantae; Streptophyta; Magnoliopsida; Brassicales; Brassicaceae.
AUGCUCAGAAUGUUUGGAACUGGUCUGAAGGUGUCAAGGAGCUUCGACUAUUCCUCGGUUUCUGAGCUCACAUAUCCUUCUGAAGAAUCCUUGGUCAAAGCAACUUGUAGGGAUCCUCUGAUAACUCUUCUAAAAGCUCAUCUGCCAACUGAUCCAUUUCCUCAACAUAAAAGAGCUGACCUUCUAUUGUUGGUUUCCUCAUUGAAUGGCCUUCCUAGUAUCAAUGGAUCUGUUGGUUCCUCAUCCAUCUCAAGCACAAUGAAGUCGGUGGGGAUUUCUACAUUCCCUAUCUCAAAGGCAGGUCUUCAAGCAUUCCCAGUUGGUAACCUUAUCGAUCUAUCUGCCAAGACUAGUGAGAUUCCGCAGGCUUGUUGUUUCUUGAACCUUCCUGGAAAGGGUAGAGGGGGUUUGUAUGGUGGUGGUCCUGAUGGAGUGUCUUUCUUCUUUGCAACAGGUUUAGUUGGUUGGCUGGAGCUUGCUUUGUCUGUUUCUUCUGGCUCGAUCGAGCUCUGGUUUGUCUUGCAGUCUCGGUUUCUCCAGCUCGAUCGAGUUCUGGUUCAGGGUUUUGUUCCAGCUCGAUCGAGUUCGGUGCGGUUAUCAGCAUACUCGACUAAAUCCUCCCCUUCCUCGUCAUCGAUGUCCACAGCGAUUUGGGGUGGGCUACUCCUGCUUGGGAAUUGCGCCCACUUCUUAGUGUAA